Molecule: messenger RNA, 3381 nt
Organism: Zingiber officinale
Lineage: Eukaryota; Viridiplantae; Streptophyta; Magnoliopsida; Zingiberales; Zingiberaceae
Exons: 5
Coding region: 1-3381 (1126 amino acids)
Source: RefSeq, a predicted model, not a curated record
AUGAGGUGUGGUCGAGCGGGAGCCGGUUAUCGUCGUGGUCCGGGACGACCACGGAAACAACCCAUUGAGGCCGAGGAACCAGAACCAGUGACUCAGGAGGCGGAUUCUUCUAGGGAUCCAACGGAUGUUGAGAUGGCUAGUCGGGGACAGACCCAUCAGACUCCUAGAGAUCACGGACGCCAGCCUCAGGAGAUCCCUUCAGUCAUACCAUCUGGUAGGAAUCGGGAAUUUCAGCCUCAGGGUAUUCCCUCCGGGAUACCAUCAGCAUUUCCUACUCCUGCUACUACUGAUUGGAUGAGGGACAGAGCUCGGAUACCGUUGCUGGCGAGGUCCGUCAAGGACAGAUUUACCUUAUAUUUGGGCGGAGCAGAUCCUUGGGCUGCUCGAAGUUGGUUGAAGAAUGUAGAGAGCACCUUUGAGUACUUGAGUUGCACAGAUGAGGAGAAAGUGGAACUGGCAGCGUAUCAUCUCCGAGAUCAAGCAGUCACAUGGUGGGACAUGCAGAAGACGAUCUUUGGAGAGCAGCGCAUCACAUGGGCGAUGUUCCGAGACGCGUUUGAGCGGCAAUAUUUCCCAGCGACCUUCUGUCUAGCUCGACGCCAGGAAUUUCUGAAUCUCAAGCAGGGCGACCGGUCAGUGAUGGAGUACAAUGCUGAAUUCUGUAGGUUGGCAGAAUUUUGUCCUCACUUAGUGGCACAAGAUUAUGAUCGUAUGCAGCAGUUCACUCAGGGUCUUGCAGCAUACAUUCGGAUUCAGAUGUCAGGAUUUCCAGGGGAAUCAUCCUCUCAGUCACGUUCACAGAGGAGAUCGCAGAAGACCCAUAGUGCCCCACGUCAGCAACGACCACAGCCUUCUCAGGGACAGAUAUACCAUGUGCAGGGUCAGGAGCCAGCGACUACACAGUAUUCUACCGCAGCGUUUUCUCAUCAGGCAUUUCCAGCACUGCAGGAUUUUCAUCCACAUCAGCCUUACUCAGCAUAUCAGCAGCAGCCUCAGUCUCAGUAUCAGCAGCCGGUUCCCACACCUAAGAUGCCAGCGCAGGCCACUUCAGGGAUACCACAGCCGAGCUCAGAGGUGGGUCGUGUUUAUGCUGUUACACGGGAGGAGGCACAGCGAGCUGAGGGAUCGGUUUUCCAAGGUACUAUUUCGGUUUAUACAUUUACUGCAGAUUUAUUGAUAGAUACUGGUAGUUCCCAUUCAUUCAUAUCUCGAGUAUUUCUGGGUAAAAUCGGGAGAUUGCCUAGUCGUCGGACACACGGGCUGACAGUAUCUCUACCAUCUGGCGAGGUACUAAGUAUUAGUCUGGAAGUUAAAGGAUGUCCUUUAGACUUCAAUGGUCAGACUAUUAUGGUGGAUCUGCAGGUAUUGGAGAUGGUGGAAUUUGACAUUAUAUUGGGCAUGGAUUGGCUGGCCAUGAACCAUGCCACAGUUGACUGCAGAGCGAGAGUAGUCACCUUCAGACCUCCCGGUUUACCAUCUUGGUCAUUCAUCGGAACCGGGGGUGAUGGGAUAUCAGUCAUAUCAGCAAUGCAAGCGAGAAGAUUACUGUCGCAGGGUUGUCAGGGAUAUUUGCUGUCUAUGGUUAAAGCUGAUACAGAUGCAUUACCACGACUUUCGGACGUUCCUAUUGUUCGAGAAUUUUCAGAUGUAUUCCCUGACGAACUCCCCGGUUUGCCUCCUAAAAGGCAAGUCGAGUUUACGAUUGAGUUGGUUCCGGGAACCGCACCGGUAUCCAAGACCCCUUAUCGCAUGGCACCAAAGGAGUUAGAGGAGCUGAAGGUUCAGUUACAGGAGCUGUUGGACAGAGGAUUUAUCCGUCCCAGAGUUUCUCCGUGGGAAGCACCAGUACUCUUCAUUAAGAAGAAAGACGGAUCACUAAGACUAUGUAUUGAUUACCGACAGUUGAAUGCGGUCACUAUCAAGAACAAAUAUCCACUGCCACGUAUAGAAGAUUUAUUUGAUCAGCUGAAGGAUACCUGUGUAUAUUCAAAGAUUGAUUUGCGCUCAGGCUAUCAUCAGCUCAGGGUUGGAGAUGCGGAUAUUCCGAAGACAGCAUUUCGCACUCGUUAUGGUCAUUACGAGUUCAUGUUCGUCAUUGUGUUCAUCGACGAUAUUCUGAUAUAUUCCCGAUCUGAGGAGGAGCACAGGCGACAUCUUCGCAUAGUUUUGGAGACGCUUCGGCGAGAACACCUCUAUGCGAAGUUUAGUAAAUGCGCCUUUUGGCUACCUUCGGUGGGUUUUCUUGGACAUGUUGUCUCCAGCAGGGGUAUAUCUGUUGAUCCACAGAAGAUUGAGGUCAUCACUGGUUGGGAGCAGCCGAAGACCGUACAGGAGAUUCGUAGCUUUUUGGGAUUAGCUGGGUAUUAUCGGAGAUUUGUUGAGGGCUUUUCCAGCAUAGCCUUACCAUUGACACGAUUAACCCGGAAGGGAGAGAAGUUUAGCUGGACGGAAUCUUGUGAGCAGAGCUUCCAGGAGCUCAAGCGGAGGCUUGUUACUGCACCAGUGUUAGUACUUCCCUCUGGCAUGGAUGGAUUUGUACUUUUCACGGAUGCAUCUUAUCAGGGAUUGGGUGCCGUACUUAUGCAGCGCGAUCGUGUGGUGUCAUAUGCCUCACGUCAGCUGAAGGAUCAUGAGAGGAACUAUCCAGUUCAUGAUUUGGAGUUGGCAGCUAUCAUCUUCGCACUGAAGAUUUGGCGACAUCAUUUAUAUGGGAUCACCUUUGAGAUUUAUACAGAUCAUAAAACCAACGUGGUGGCUGAUGCUUUGAGCAGGAAAUCCCGUGGAGUUUUGGCUUGUCACCGAGUGAUGGUUACAGAGUUGAUACAGAACUUCUCUGAGUUGGGGUUGAUGGAGCAAGCACAGACAGAGCGAGGCUUGCUAGUCACCAUGGUUGCUCAGUCACCUAUAGUGGAGAGUAUCAAAGAGGCUCAGGCUACAGAUCAGCAUCUGCAGUUUUUACGUAGCAGAGUUACCUCAGGACAGCAGACAGAGUUUGCUUGUGAUGAUAGUGGAAUUCUGUAUUUCCGCGGCAGAUUAUGUGUCCCUGAGUCACAUCCUGUCCAGGAGGACUUACUACAGGAAGCACAUCGAUCUAGAUUUGCGAUUCAUCCAGGAGGUACUCGCAUGUACAGGGAUCUGAAACGAUCAUACUGGUGGAAUGGUAUGAAGAAGGAUAUUGAUGUAUUUGUGGCGCAGUGUUUAGUUUGUCAGCAAAUCAAGGCAGAACAUCAGAAACCAGCUGGAUGGCACCAUUCGAGGCAUUAUAUGGCAGAGCAUGUUGAUCUCCUACUUUAUGGGACGAGGUUGGAGAAUCGUCAGUCUUGGGACCUCAGCGUAUUCAGCGAGAUGCAGAGUUGGUUGGCACCAUCAGACGCAGAAUGA